ACAUUUCGCUAGCGAGUGGACGAAAGGACAUACGCGAGGAUCUCAUUUUCACUAUAGCUACGUUAGACGUCUUGUCGAUAGUAUUCGAACUAGUCGUGUCGGUAUUUAAAAUGGCACAUAUUUUUUUAUAAUAUAAAUUUAUUUUUAGUAUUUAAUAUUAAUUAAUUGUUCGGUGUGUUGUAAACUAAACGAAAAUGGAUGAAGCCUUUGCACAUUUGGAGACGAAGAAGGACUCUAAGAGUAUCGCUCCGGAUGGGGGUUGGGGCUAUCUCGUCUGUCUCGGAGUGGGAUUCACAUUUAUGCUGGGAUUUGGAUCGUCGAAUGCGUUUGGUAUACUGUUCAACGACUUCUUCCUGGAGCAAGGCAGCGCCAGUGGCCUGCCGCUCGUCAUUGGCAUUUACAAUGGAGCGUUGUCUAUCUCUGGUUUUCUCAGCGGGAUUGCCCUGAAGAAGUACAGCUUCCGUCAGGUGGGGCUGGUGGGAGCCGGACUGUUCGUGUUGGGGGAUGUGCUCACCAUCUUCGUCCAGAAGACUUACCAGCUCGCCUUCACGUUUGGUGUUAUCCGAGGUGCCGGCUUCGGUGUGAUGAUACCCGUGAGCUACACAGCCUUCAACUGCUACUUCACCAAGAAGCGCACUGCCAUGAUGAGCGCCAACCAGACCAUGAGCAGUAUGGCGUCCAUCACCUUCCCCCUGCUGGUCACCUUCCUCCUCUCCGAGUACGGCUUCAGGUGGACCCUGGCCCUCAUCAUGGCCAUCGACCUGCAUCUGCUCUUCGCGAUGCUGGUGAUGCACCCCGUGGAAUGGCAUCUCAUAGACUUGAUCCCGCAAUACAAUGAUGACUCAGGCUCAGAAAUAUUCAAAACGGACCGCAAUAUCAAAAGCAUCUACAAUGACAAGACAGAAGAUUCCGUCGUCAAUAUUUUGCCAGAAGAAAAUAAAGCCGAGAUCAAACCCGCUUCGCAGCACCCCACGCGUGUUGAGUCCUAUAAGAAGAAUAUUAUUAAACUAUUAUACGAGAACGUGGAGUUGGACCUACUGAAGGACCCGCGGUUUGUGAGCACGCUCGUGGGACUGGGGUUCGCGUUCGUGUCCGACGUCACCUACCUCGCCAUGGAGCCCAUGCUCCUCUUCUCCUAUGAUUACACUAAGAUACAAGUAGCUACAUGUGUGAUGGUCGGUGCCAUAGCGGACCUGGUGGCGCGGUUCUCUCUUGCCGUCUUCACCUACUUCUACUAUGUCGACAGCAAGAAGAUCUUCUUCGUUGGAACAUGUCUAACCACAGUACUACGGAUAGCUCUGGUGAUGUGGGACAAUAUAAUCUUCAUCACUCUGAUCACCGCUGUGUCGGGGCUGGUGCGGUGUUCCGUACAGGUGAUGUUUCCUCUGGUGCUGGUGGCUGCGGCCCCAGAGCGGUUCCCGGCGGCGCUGGCGCUGCACAUCCUCUUCUCAGGGUCCCUCAUGCUCAUCGCGGACCCGUUAAUAGGUCUCAUUUACGACUCAACGGGCAGCUACGUAUACUGCUUCGUCGCCAUGAGUUUGUGCUGCCUGGUCUGCGUGUGCUCGUGGGUGGCGGAGUACAUCGUACAUAGAGGGAGGACACCGAAACAGGUCACUAAAACCUGAUGCACCCAACGAUAUAGUGCAACCAGAUUCACGCAGUUCACGUUUUAUUGUUUUACUAGC
Aricia agestis (brown argus) is the source of this 1685-nucleotide messenger RNA. Its product is annotated as monocarboxylate transporter 7-like. NCBI's taxonomy places the organism in Eukaryota, Metazoa, Arthropoda, Insecta, Lepidoptera, Lycaenidae. Gene Ontology annotation, molecular function: monocarboxylic acid transmembrane transporter activity. The transcript has 10 exons. The record is from RefSeq and is a predicted model, not a curated record. Bases 195 to 1625 code for a protein of 476 amino acids. Gene Ontology annotation, biological process: transmembrane transport; monocarboxylic acid transport.